Molecule: messenger RNA, 1142 nt
Organism: Telopea speciosissima
Lineage: Eukaryota; Viridiplantae; Streptophyta; Magnoliopsida; Proteales; Proteaceae
Exons: 3
Coding region: 94-654 (186 amino acids)
Source: RefSeq, a predicted model, not a curated record
GAAAGAAGGAGAAGAAAGGAGAGAAGGAAGAAGAAAAAGGAAGGAGCUUGAAAUUAAGAUUCAAUCUUUUCUCGUUUUCUUUCUAAGAAUAAGAUGAAGAGGGUACCUUCAUCUUGUUCCAUUAUGAUCUUCUUCUUAGUCGUUUCCGUUGCAAUCUCAGCUUCUUCAGCAGAAUCACCCUCUUCGAUAUACGAAGUCCUGAGGUCGCAUGGGCUCCCAAUAGGUUUGCUCCCAAAAGGGGUGACAGAAUUCAGCUUCGAUGGAAACGGCAGGUUCGAAGUUCAUCUUGAACAGUCCUGCAGUGCCAAGUUUGAGAACGAGGUGCAUUACGAGCGCAACGUGUCUGGGUUUCUUAGCUAUGGCCAGAUCGGAGCUUUAUCUGGUUUUUCGGCUCAAGAGCUAUUUCUUUGGUUCCCUGUAAAGGGUAUUCGUGUCGACAUCCCAAGCUCUGGACUUAUUUACUUUGAUGUGGGUGUCAUUUACAAACAAUUCUCGCUGUCUUUGUUCGAGACACCACCAGAUUGCAAGGCUGUUGACUCUGAUCUUCUCCUUUCAGAGAGUCGAGCCAUUGCUGCAACGGUUUUUGAGAGUCAAUCUGUGAAGCUCCGAUAUGAACUUGAUCAGGGAGAUCUUCUUCGAAGUGCUGUAUUGUAGGAUGAUUCAAGAUUCAUUAUAGCUCAAUCAACCUGUUCUGGGUUUCUUGUAACUUACAAGACUGUCUCUGAGAGUCUUGGUUUGGUAGUUCUUAUGCUUCAAUGGUGAGUGCUUGCUUGCAGUAUAGUACAGGCUAGUUGGGCCCGCUCCUUCUGUCCUGCAAGAGGAAAGGAGAAUUUUGACCAUGAGGAGAGGAUUAUUAUUGAUGCAUAGAGUUGUUACAUAUAGAAGAUGAAAGAGAGACCGGGGGUGUGAGGUCGAGGUGGGUUGAGAUGAUAAAUCUGUUGAAGGCUAUGUUAAUCAGUUGUGAUCAUGUUGUUGUUAUAUAUAAAUAGAUAUGGGUGAUGGAUCGAGUCUCUGUAAAUUCAGGUAUUUGUCUGUCUGUCAAUCUGUACUCUCAACUCAAUUCCUAGAUUGGGAGUAAGAAGUAAAUAUCAUUUUUGAUAGAAUGAAGUAAAAAUUUUAAAUUCUUUGCUUUUGAUUCCCUA